This is a messenger RNA of Rhizophagus irregularis DAOM 181602=DAOM 197198, 925 nucleotides long. NCBI's taxonomy places the organism in Eukaryota, Fungi, Glomeromycota, Glomeromycetes, Glomerales, Glomeraceae. The record is from RefSeq and is a predicted model, not a curated record.
UACGUAAAUAUCCAUUUGAAACAGUAGCAAAAAAGAAAUUUCCAAAUUCCAACCAUGUCUGGGUUUCUAGUAUCGGCAAUAAUUUUUCCGAAGUACUGUAUACUGCGGUUCAUUAUAAUCAACGGUUAUAAAUACCAUUAUUUUUAAGAUCCGACAUAAUUUUAAUAUAAAUAAAUUAAAUCAUGUCUUGUCCUUUCUACAAAAUUAAUAAACUGGUACCGAUAACCGAUGGAAGGUCAACAACCUAAUCAACAACAGGGAGGUCAACAACCUAAUCAACAACAGGGAGGUCAACCUAACCCAGCUUUACAAACAUGGUACGCGAAAUCGUGGGAAGUCUCGAAAAGAAUUUAUGAAUACUUUAACGCUCUCGUUAAAGUUAUUGGAGUGAUAGGAUCGUUUAUAUCUUUUUUAAUUUACUUUUUCCGAAUAAUGGGAGCGGUGGAAAAAUUGGAAAAAACUAUGAAUGCAGGUUUUAAAGACAUUGACCGUAAACUCGAUUUCGUUAAUAAAGAAAUCUCGGUAAUGAACAAAGAGGUUACAGUCACAAAUAAAAUAUUUGAGGGCAAACUCGGUCUGAUCGAGGGCGGACUUGAGCUCGUAAAUAAAGAGAUUGCAAUUAAACGCGAACCUGCUAUAAAUUCGGAGAAUUGGAAUUAUAUGAAUAUUAUUGUAAUUCUCGUGAUUCUUGUUGUACUUGUCGUCCUUUUGAAAAGAUAAACGAAAAAUUCACCUGUAGGGCCAAUGUCGCUCGUUUUAUUAUGAAAGAAUUAAGAGUAUGGCUUUAGGGAAACUUCUUCUCGCAAAUCACUACAAAUUUAUGUGAAAAAAAAUUAUUGCUUAAUAAUAAUAGGUCUCUGCUAACUUGCUAAGCUGUGUAUUUAUAUUGGUUAAAGCAUAACCUUUGUAAGUAAUAAAUUUCAUA